ACUCUCAUAAUUAUAUAAAUCUAUUCCAUCAGAUUUAACAAUGAUGUAAGCUGUGCCGGGAAGGAUGGGGGACGUGUAUAACUCUAUUGUGUAUCCACCAAAAUCUAAAGAUCGUCCUGGUAGUGUUCUAACUGUAGAAGAGGAGGCUGCAACUAGAAAGUUUCUUGAAAACGUAAACAAAUGGAGGAUAGCAAACAGCAUGGUGGAGUUGCCCUGGGCAUCUGCUGUCAAGUUCUUGAUGGCUCGGAAGUUCAACGUUGAGCGAGCGCUUAUGCUCUACCAGCAGCACGAGAUCAUGAGAAUAAGGGAAGGAUUAAAAUACUUUGACUCCAGUUCUGAGCCUCUAAGGAAGGAAUUAGCUCAGGGAAAAUUUACAAUUCUGCCUUCUAAGGACCCUAAUGGCGCUACCUUGGCUCUCUUUAACCUUUUUCUUCACGAACCUGGUCAAGUGUCCCAUCAAACUGUACUACAGUGUGUAGUUUACCAGCUUGACAUAGCUUUAGAAGAGAUUGAAACCCAGCGGAAUGGAUUGGUUUUCAUCUACAACAUGUCAAACUCAAAAUACUCAAACUUUGAUUACGAUCUGUCUCAGAAAAUGUUAACACUGUUAAAGGGCUGUUAUCCCGCGAGGUUGAAAAAGGUUCUUAUUGUUACAGCACCACUUUGGUUUAAAGCUCCUUUUAAGGUACUAAGAUUGUUUGUGAGGGAGAAACUACGAGACCGGGUCUUUACUGUUAAUCUUACACAGCUGUUGCUUCAUGUUGAACCAAGCUCUCUGCCCAGCGAACUCGGUGGGUCACUAAACUAUAGCCAUCAAACAUGGAUGAAAGCCUGUCAAACAAUUGCCGAGGAAAAGGGAGGGGAACUGUUAACCAUGACGCACUCUACAACUCAAUCUAGAUCCCCGGCUGCCAGCAGUUCACCUAUUCAUUUACCGGAACAGGAAUUGCUGGGUAUAUCAAACGGACUUGAAGAAACCUUGAGGUUUGAUGAGGAUUGUGAAGAUGAUAUAACUGAACCUAUUGCAUCCUGUACUAGUGUUAGUUCUCAGGUUAAUGGGAAACUCUCCGAACACGUGGAUGCUGUAAGCCUUGUAGACAAAAUUACAGACGUACCUGUAAGCAUAGAAUGUAUGGUAGGAGAGGAGUCCCCGGCUAGCCUGGAUGUUUUUGAUUCUGUUAUUGAUGAAGAAGGGAUGAGCUUGGAUGAGUUUGUGACCUAUGUUAGGACAACAACUAGAAAUGGUUUAUUCGACCAGUACCAGGAAACAAAUCGGUAUACUGAUGUUUUGUGCUACGAUCAUACGAGAGUAAUUCUCUCUAGGGAUGAUAAUGACGGAGAUACAGACUAUAUCAACGCUAAUUUCGUAGACGGUUACAAACAGAAGAACGCCUUUAUAUCAUGUCAGGGUCCUCUACCUAGAACAUAUACGGAUAUGUGGCAGAUGGUGUGGGAGCAGAGAGUAUGUGUUAUUGUUAUGACAACGCGCACCGUGGAGCGCGGUAGAACUAAAUGUGGUCAAUACUGGCCUCUAGAACCUUCUACAGUAUUAGACUGUGGGCAUUAUAGAAUAAACUGUGAUAGUAUAGAAAAUUAUCAAGACUUUAUCCUUACAGAGCUCACCCUGACCAACACAAGAACUGGAGAGAAAAGAUCAGUUUCACACUUUGCGUUCAGUAGUUGGCCUGAUUACGGAACCCCUGAGUCUGCGUUGUCAAUGCUUCAGUUCCUACAAUGUGUCAGAGAAAGACAGGCUGAGAUGACCGCAGAACUGAUUGGUUGGACCGGUCAUCCGUUAGGACCUCCCAUUGUAGUUCAUUGUUCUGCAGGAAUUGGGCGUACUGGAACAUUCUGUACUUUGGACAUUGCAAUAAGAAAGUUUGAGGAUACAGAGAAGAUUGAUAUCAAACGGACAGUUGAUUGUAUUCGUGGUAUGAGAGCCUUCUCUAUACAGAUGCCAGACCAAUAUGUCUUCUGUCAUCUAGCCUUCCUAGAGUAUGUUCUGAAUAUGGGAUAUGUCGAGGAAAUAGAUUUAACUGGAUUUGAUGAAGAUAUUCAGGAUUAGACAAUCUCUAAACACAAGUUUGACAAAUAUUUUAUCAAACAUUUUAAAUCUCGACACUUUAUUAUGUUAUUAAUUUUUUUUGUUUCAGGAAACAAAUACACUUGAAGCUUUAAUAAGAUUGGUUUUGUACUUCUGUAUACUAUUGUGUAUACUGUUGUUUAGUGAUUAAUAUUCAUUUUCCACAAUUUAUACUUAAUUACUUGUCAAAUUAUAAAAUGUAUAUGAAGUUUAUGUACAUUAAAUGUUAUCCAUUAUCAUUCAACCUUUUAUUUUAAAUUUCCCGUGACUUUUCAGCACACAGUGCUACUAAUAUGUAUUGGAUUGAAUCCUUCAGUUAAAUUCGCGUAUAUUAGAUCUUAGAAGGAGUUUCAGUUUUAAAAUUUGAUUUUCCAGCCCUAAUCUACAGACCUAUACUCAGUAGUGACUUUGUUAAUUGAACAAAUAAGAAUUCUUAGAUCUACUUGGUUGGAAAAUUGUAGACUAAUCUACAUUAAUGAAUAAGAACUAGAUCUUAAAUUGUAAGAACAAAAAUCCUCUAGAAAUGAUAUCUUGAAAUAUCCUUACAUGAGAAUUUAAUAUCAGUGAUACAGGAGAUAACAUCAAGUAUUAUAUAACGGGGGAAUAUUUUUGUAUCCUCAUGUACUACAGUGAUAACAAGAAAACUAGAAUAUGAAGACGACAAUAUAGCAAAAUAAAAGUGCAUUUGAUGUUGCUUCAAAGCAAAUAGCUUUACUAGUAAGUAAUUAAAUCACUUCUUUAGUGAAAUUAUCUGUUUACACUGCACAAUUGCUGUUUCAUGCUCGUUGGCCUAUUGAAGGUUUUUACUUGAAUUUAAAAGUCGAAUUCAUAUUCCGGAGAGUUUUCUGGUCAUCACGGUAGGACGUAGGUAAAUUGUAUCCAUUGUGCGAAAGUUGAAUCCAGGUUCAUUUCAGAUAUCAGUGUGGCUUGGUAUCAAUAAAUAUUACAUGUAUUUAGUCAAACCAUAAUCUUUUAUCAAUUAAGCAUUGUUUUAUAAUAUUUACAUAAAAAUUUACAUUUGUUUCGUGAUUCGAAUAUGUGUUAGUUAGCCUUUAAUAAUUUUAUAUAUAUUUCAAAAUUUAGUUUAGCAUAAUUGCUUCUUAAUAUAAUGAAAGAUUUAAUUCAUUCUUACAUAAAUGAAGAAGCUGAAUUCACGGGUGUUGAAUCCCCUUUACCCCUUUUUUUUUGGAAAGCAUGAAGUUAAAAUUUGUCCAAUAGAUGAAGGAGGAUUCUAUGGAAUCAUACCCGUGAAUAUGCUUGAGAAAUUAAUAUUUAUUCAAUCAAAGAAAAUCCAAAAAACGCUUAGAAUAUAUUUGAAAAUUGUAAUUGUGAAGAAUAUGUAUUGUAAUUAUGUAGUUCAAAUUUGCGCUCAUUUUAGUAUCAAAUAUGUUAUGCUUCCGAUUCAAUAACCUUUGUUUAUGAGUUCAUAUCGUAAGAUUACUUUCAACAAAAUAAAAAUGGUAUUUUUUCUAAUUUUUUUAAAUCAAAGGCCAAAGUACGAGAUAUAGAAACUCAAACUAACAACGCGGUAAUUUUUACAAACCAAAAAUGUGCAGAAAUUUACAUGAGCAAGUGUUUAGAUAAAACGUGAAAACUGCUAGCUAAUUGUCAAUUCAAAAGCCUAAAAAAUAAAAAUAUUAAGUUUCAAUUCUUGGAAAUGUGGACUGCUUUAACUUCUGCAUCAGCAACUAAUAAUUAAAUACAAAAUGUGGAUUUACAUUUUGUAUUUCCAUUUGACUUGCCUUCUUGGCUUUAUUUAUGUUUUGCUCAUUAUAAAUUUAAUUUCAAAUUAGGCGGCCUCAAUUUAAAAACAGAUAACUGUGUUUGUCGUUAAACGGAAUCCUUGUCAAUACAUAUAUAUAUAUAUCUAGUGCAUUUACACGGGGGCGGCCAUUAAUUUCAAUCAAUCAAUAAAUUUAUAUUCAAGCAUGGGAGAAUACAUUCCUAUUUUGUGCAAGAUGAGAUUUUAAGUGAUCAACAAUUGCAAUGAAGAAAAUAACUUGUCUCUGCACUCGUCAGAUUAAAAACUCUAUAUAUAUAUAUAUAUAAAUAUAUAUAUAUAUAUAUUGAUUGAAUGAUUGAUAGAUUACAGCUGAUGCCCUCUUCAGUACAUCCUGUCUGUGAAUUGUUCAUCAUAUACAUAUCUUUUAUUUUAAUAAAACCAGUUUAAACCCAA
Messenger RNA from Eurytemora carolleeae, 4259 nucleotides. It is a transcript of the gene Ptpmeg2, whose product is annotated as tyrosine-protein phosphatase non-receptor type 9. NCBI's taxonomy places the organism in Eukaryota, Metazoa, Arthropoda, Copepoda, Calanoida, Temoridae. Gene Ontology annotation, molecular function: protein tyrosine phosphatase activity. The record is from RefSeq and is a predicted model, not a curated record. Gene Ontology annotation, biological process: protein dephosphorylation. The transcript is spliced from 25 exons. The coding region runs from base 65 to 2065 and encodes 666 amino acids.